AGCACUAGCCCGCCCAUUCAGAAUCAGACUUCGCCUCACAACUCGACCUCGCCGCCGGCCGCCGCCGAAGGGAGCGGAGCAAGAUGUUCUUCCACAUCGUGCUGGAGCGGAACAUGCAGCUGCACCCGCGGCACUUCGGGCCGCACCUCCGCGACAAGCUCGUCUCCAAGCUCAUCAAGGAUGUCGAGGGCACCUGCAGUGGGCGGCACGGGUUCGUUGUGGCGAUCACGGGUGUGGAGGACAUCGGCAAGGGGCUCAUCCGAGAAGGCACGGGAUACGUCACCUUCCCCGUCAAGUACCAGUGCGUCGUCUUCAGACCCUUCAAGGGCGAAAUCCUCGAGGCUGUCGUCACCAUGGUGAACAAGAUGGGUUUCUUUGCGGAGGCUGGGCCGGUGCAGAUCUUUGUGUCCAACCAUUUGAUUCCAGAUGAUAUGGAGUUCCAAUCGGGAGAUGUGCCAAACUACACAACUUCUGAUGGAUCGGUGAAAAUUCAAAAAGAGAGUGAGGUGCGGCUGAAGAUUAUUGGUACUCGUGUCGAUGCUACAGAGAUUUUUUGCAUUGGUACAAUAAAGGAUGACUUUCUGGGUGUUAUCAGCGAUCCUGGUGCAGCUGUGUAAAUGGUCUAAGAACCGAAAUUGUACUCCAAUGUUCUGACUUCUGAGUACUAUAGCAGACUGCAUGUGUAAUCGGUGGUUUGUUAAAACCGUAAUGGCUGUAUGGACUGCAUAACCUGUUGAGAAUGAUGUGCCUAGGACCUUGUUUAGCUUAACUAGUAAGCAACUCCAGCAAUAGCCCUCAAAUCAGAGCCCAUAUUUUUUGAUUUGGGGCUUUCCUGCUUU
Messenger RNA from Sorghum bicolor (sorghum), 839 nucleotides. Its product is annotated as DNA-directed RNA polymerase II subunit RPB7. Gene Ontology annotation, molecular function: single-stranded DNA binding; translation initiation factor binding; single-stranded RNA binding. Bases 84 to 617 code for a protein of 177 amino acids. Lineage: Eukaryota; Viridiplantae; Streptophyta; Magnoliopsida; Poales; Poaceae. Gene Ontology annotation, biological process: transcription initiation at RNA polymerase II promoter; positive regulation of translational initiation; DNA-templated transcription. Gene Ontology annotation, cellular component: P-body; RNA polymerase II, core complex. The record is from RefSeq and is a predicted model, not a curated record. The transcript is spliced from 6 exons.